This is a messenger RNA of Suillus paluster, 450 nucleotides long. RefSeq lists its product as uncharacterized. The transcript has 5 exons. The coding region runs from base 1 to 450 and encodes 149 amino acids. The record is from RefSeq and is a predicted model, not a curated record. Lineage: Eukaryota; Fungi; Basidiomycota; Agaricomycetes; Boletales; Suillaceae.
AUGCUCUUGUGUCCAGUUAAGUACAUUUGGUCUCUCUCUUUGACCAAGGACAAGAUUAGAGACAGGGAUUCAGACUUCCUAGUUACCACUUACUCUUGGCCAGUGUUUAUGUACAAAGACCACUCCUUUGACUCAGCCAACAUCGAGAAAGGUCUCUUUCACUCAACUCUGCUGCUCAAAGCAUUCAAACACCUCUUUAUGUCUCUGCCCUUUACCAAAGAAAUUGACAGUGAUGGCAAUGGUGCUGAUGUCAUCACAGCAUCUCAACACUCUAACAUCAUUGGUAUGAAGACAGUAACCCCAUGUGCCAUUGCAUACACAGCUUGUCAGGAAAGUGUUCAGAAAGAUUCAUACAGUUUCCCUUACUUCAGCACAGCUUGGGAGGUUUUCAGUUACAAGAAUGAGUUCACAGAGGGAAGUACACAAGGGGGAUUCUCCUUAACACACUAG